ACGUCAUUCUAUCGUGCACGGCAGUAUAAAAGCAUAUUUAUAAACACGCGUUGAGAAUACACUUAUGUGUGGAAACAGUGCGCAUGAACACGUUCAGAUCAUUACCGCAACACAAACACAUCAGUGAAUGAGCUUCUCAUGGAUCCUGUUGUCAGACGUAAAGUCCCUGCUUGUGUUCGUUCUUUACUCACCGACAUUACACCAAAGCAGGAGGAAAACCUGAGUGACUGGCUAGAAACAGACUCCGAAUCAAUUACCAGCAAAGAUGGGAUCGCACUUCCCAAGAGAGGCACUUCUGAAACUCUCCUCACCCCUGCCGACGGGACAGAAGGUGACGGAAAUCCCUCAUCAAGCAAACCAUGUGGACUUUGCUUAUUAAAACAGUCUUCCUACACCUGCCCAAGAUGCAACGUCCCGUAUUGUGGUUUAGCUUGUUACAAGAGUCAGAAUCACUCCAAAUGCUCGGAGGAGUUUUACAAGGAGUCUGUGCUCCUGGAGCUCAAAUCCAGAGGAGCCACAGAUGAAGAGGGGAAGAGCAAGAUGCAAGAGAUCCUCCUCCGGCUCAGACAGAGCGCAGACACCGAGGGUGGGAUGGAGAACUUUUUAAGACACUUAGGAGAAGAUGGAACCAAUGUGACUGAAGGAGACACACAGGCUUUGGAUCUGCUUUCCAAGUUGGCAGAGCUUCAAUCUGGUGGAGAUGAAAACAGUCACGAGGCACAAGAAAUCCUGGCAAAACUUGAGGAAGCCGAUGAUAAUGAUGAUGAAGAUUUAGCUGAGAAGUUAGCUGGAUUGGAUGUUGAUUCUCUUUCUGAAGAGCAGCUCUGGUCGUUGUUGUCCACCCAGGAGAAGGAGAAAUUUGAGAAUCUGCUAAAAGUUGGCGGCAUCGCUGGGAUGGUUGUCCUGUGGAGACCCUGGUGGGAGCAACAUGAGAAAGAAACUAAAACACUGAUUGAAGAACUUCGGAUUGAGAAUCAAGAAGAAGUGCGCACUGCGAAAAAAGAAAAACCCCAAACAGUUGCCAGCGAUGCUAAACAAUUAGCAGUUCCUCCAAUAAGUGCUAAAAUCCCCCCUCUUCACACGCUAACAUCAAAUCCAUCUCCUCUAGUGCAGUUCAAUCUGAUCAACGCUCUUUACGGAUACACUUUCUCUCUGUGUCUCUUCAAUGGAGAUAUUUCCGACACAUUACUGGAGUUCAGUCAGGCGCUGGUUUUAAUUUCAGAGUUCUUGGGUGCUGGACGGGUCUUUAACUCCGUCCCGGAGGCUCUUGACGCUGGGAUUAGAUCUGUUUCUGCUGGUGGAUAUUUUGACAGCCAGGACCCUUCAGCUCCUAUUCGAGCUGUGGAAGCGGUGGCUCAUGUGUUGACGGGACGGAGCCGAGAGGAUGUUGAGGGAUACACACUGUCCGCUUUGUCGCAGCUGCGCUCGGCGUUGAGCAAGGCAAAGAUGGCUGCUGCUAAAGAACAAGACGAGCAGAUGAGACGGCUGUUUUUUCAGGCUGGAAAGAAGUGCGAGUUCUUUCAGUCUUGGGUGAAGGAGAAUCCUGAGGUUUUGAGGAGAUUGGCUGGAAGUGUGUGGACAGACUUUGAGAGAAGGGAGGUGGAGAGAGAGACAUUAGAAGAGGACAGGAAACUGGUGGAAGAGGCACGGGAGAAAAGUAGAGGUAAAGGUGCACUGAUAGAAGAGGUUGAGUAAGAUUGUGAUUGUUAAAAGUAAAGAAAUUGUUAAUAAAAGCAUUUAUCCCUAAUGCCAUUAAAGAAAAGUGGGUUAUUAUUACAUGGGUUACAGUUUACAGCAAAGUCCUUUGUUACCAAAUUUGCUAAAUACUGUAACAAAUGUAUUGCUGUUUACUGUUUAAAAUAAGGUUCCAGGUAAUGUUGGCUAGUGCACUCAAAAACAUUAAGUUUGCUGUUCAUUCAAACUACUUAAGCUGAAACGACACAAUUCUUGAGUUUUUUGAGAGACAACCUAAUUGUUUUAUGUUCAAAUUUGUAAAAUAAUAAGUUAACUUCAUUCCUUCAGGUUGUCCAGCAUUUUGUACAGUGUGUAUUAACUGAUAUGAUCAAACAAUGAACAAUACAAUAACUGCAGUAUUUAAUCAUCUUUGGUUACAUUAGGUAAUGAAAAUAAAGUUCAUUGUUAGUUGUUGCUAACUUUGGAUAAUGCAUUAGUAUGUUGAAGUAACAUAAACUGUGAUUAAUAGAUGCUGUGCAAGUAAUGUUUAAAUACAUUAAUGUUAACUAAUAGAACCUUGUUUUAAAGUGUUAGAGCAAUCUUUAGUGAUGCUAAUAAAUAACCUGGAACAUUAGAAGUGAAAAAGUAUCAUUGCUUUGGAAUACAGACCUGAUCUCCUUAAUGAAAUCUCUCUGCAGGUUAUUGUUGAAGUAAAUUAAUUUGAUAAAAUUCAAUUGCAAUGUGAUACAGUUUUUAAUGUAAUUUUUAAUAUAUUAACAAAAUGUUUUGGAGUAUAAAAUUUAAGCUAUCAUUCAAUCAAACUUGAAGUUAAUUCCACCAAAAUCAAGGUUCAGAUGAUAUGCACUUUACCAUGAAUAGCCAGAGAUUACACCCCAAUUUUACAGCAUUCAAAAAAUGAAAUCUCCUGUCAAAAAUCAAUCUAUUUCGGUCAUAUCAUCACCUUUAAGACGUACAGCAAAUAAGAAACCUUAAACGUCAGACCUUUCUAAUGUGACC
Molecule: messenger RNA, 2691 nt
Organism: Danio aesculapii
Lineage: Eukaryota; Metazoa; Chordata; Actinopteri; Cypriniformes; Danionidae
Gene: znhit2
Product: zinc finger, HIT-type containing 2
Exons: 2
Coding region: 139-1695 (518 amino acids)
Source: RefSeq, a predicted model, not a curated record